Messenger RNA from Pecten maximus, 2679 nucleotides. RefSeq names its product extensin-2-like. The transcript has 2 exons. The record is from RefSeq and is a predicted model, not a curated record. NCBI's taxonomy places the organism in Eukaryota, Metazoa, Mollusca, Bivalvia, Pectinida, Pectinidae. Bases 1 to 2679 code for a protein of 892 amino acids.
AUGUCUACUUACAUAACUUCCGGAAUGGUCAUUUCUCCAAUUACCAAUUACACUACAUCUCCUGUUAACAAUCCUACACAUUCCGUUACCAAUCCUACACCUUCUAUUACCAACCCUCCACCUUCCGUUACCAAUCCUACACCUUCCGUUACAAAUCCUACACCUCCUGUUACCCAUCCUACACCUCCCGUUAACAAUCCCAUACCUUCUGUUACCAAUCCUACACCUUCUGUUACCAAUCCUACACCUUCUAUUACCAAUCCUACACCUCCUGUUACCAAUCCUACACCUCCCGUUAACAAUCCUAUACCUUCUGUUACCAAUCCUACACCUACCGUUACCAAUCCUACACCUUUCAUUACCAAUCCUACACCUUCCGUUACCAAUCCUAUACCUUCUGUUACCAAUCCUACACAUUCCGUUACCAAUCCUACACCUCCCGUUACCAAUCCUACACCUUUCAUUACCAAUCCUACACCUUUCAUUACCAAUCCUACACCUUUCAUUACCAAUCCUACACCUUCCGUUACUAAUCCUACACCUUCCAUUACCAAUCCUACACCUUCUGUUACCAAUCCUCCACCUUCCAUUACCAAUCCUACACCUCCUGUUACCAAUCCUACACCUUCUGUUACCAAUCCUACACCUUUCAUUACCAAUCCUACACCUUUCAUUACCAAUCCUACACCUUCCAUUACCAAUCCUACACCUCCCGUUACCAAUCCUACACCUUCCGUUACCAAUCCUACACCUCCCGUUACCAAUCCUCCACCUUCUGUUACCAAUCCUACACCUUCUGUUACCAAUCCUACACCUUCUGUUACCAAUCCUACACCUCCCGUUACCAAUCCUACACCUCCCGUUACUAAUCCUACACCUUUCAUUACAAAUCCUACACCUCCCGUUACUAAUCCUACACCUUCUGUUACCAAUCCUACACCUCCUGUUACCAAUCCUACACCUUCCAUUACAAAUCCUACACCUCCCGUUACCAAUCCUACACCUCCCGUUACCAAUCCUACACCUCCCGUUACCAAUCCUACACCUCCCGUUACCAAUCCUACACCUCCCGUUACCAAUCCUACACCUCCCGUUACCAAUCCUACACCUCCCGUUACCAAUCCUACACCUACCGUUACCAAUCCUACACCUUCUAUUACCAAUCCUACACCUCACGUUACCAAUCCUACACCUCCCGUUACCAAUCCUACACCUUCCAUUACAAAUCCUACACCUUCCAUUACCAAUCCUACACCUCCCGUUACCAAUCCUACACCUCCCGUUACUAAUCCUACACCUUUCAUUACAAAUCCUACACCUCCCGCUACCAAUCCUACACCUCCCGUUACUAAUCCUACACCUUUCAUUACAAAUCCUACACCUCCCGUUACCAAUCCUACACCUCCUGUUACCAAUCCUACAUCUCCCGUUACCAAUCCUACACCCCCUGUUACCAAUCCUCCACCUCCCGUUACCAAUCCUACACCUUUCAUUACAAAUCCUACACCUUUCAUUACCAAUCCUACACCUCCCGUUACCAAUCCUACACCUCCCGUUACCAAUCCUACACCUCCCGUUACCAAUCCUACACCUCCCGUUACUAAUACUACACCUUUCAUUACAAAUCCUACACAUUUCAUUACCAAUCCUACACCUUUCAUUACCAAUCCUACACCUCCUGUUACCAAUCCUACACCUUCCGUUACCAAUCCUACACCUCCCGUUACCAAUCCUACACCUUCUGUUACCAAUCCUACACCUUCUGUUACCAAUCCUACACCUUCCAUUACCAAUCCUACACCUCCUGUUACCAAUCCUACACCUUCUGUUACCAAUCCUACACCUCCUGUAACCAAUCCUACACCUUUCAUUACCAAUCCUACACCUUCUGUUACCAAUCCUACACCUCCUGUUACCAAUCCUACACCUCCCGUUACCAAUCCUACACCUCCCGUUACCAAUCCUACACCUUCUGUUACCAAUCCUACACCUUCCAUUACCAAUCCUACACCUCCUGUUACCAAUCCUACACCUUCUGUUACCAAUCCUACACCUUCUGUUACCAAUCCUACACCUUCCAUUACAAAUCCUACACCUCCCAUUACCAAUCCUACACCUCCCGUUAACAAUCCUAUACCUUCUGUUACCAAUCCUACACCUUCCGUUACCAAUCCUACACCUCCCGUUACCAAUCCUAUACCUCCCGUUACCAAUCCUACACCUUUCAUUACCAAUCCUACACCUCCCGUUACUAAUCCUACACCUUCCAUUACCAACCCUACACCUUCUAUUACCAAUCCUACACCUUCUAUUACCAAUCCUACACCUUCUGUUACCAAUCCUACACCUUCUAUUACCAAUCCUACACCUACCGUUACUAAUCCUACACCUUCCAUUACCAACCCUACACCUUCUGUUACCAAUCCUACACCUUCUGUUACUAAUCCUACGCUUUUCUAUUUCCAUGCUAAACCUCCCGUUACCAACCACACACUUUUUUUCGUUAACAAUCCUACACUUUUCGUUGACAAUCCCUCACCUUCCGUUACCAAUCCUACACAGUUUUUUAACAAUCCUAAAACUGUCCCUUUACAAGUCUUUCAUGUUCUCCGGGAAAUGCAGCCUCAAGCAAUUGUUAUCCCGAAGAACACAUAUUGUUAUACAUAUUUUCCCCUGUAG